UUUCAAAGGGAGAAAACGCCUGCAAGCGAAGAGUUACAAAUGAGAGUUAGAGCUUCACUUAGAUUACUUAAGAUGACUUCAUCUGGAUGCCCACACCAUUCAAGCUGACAAAUUCGGGAGCAGCAAUCGCCUUACAAAAUGAAUUCCCACGUUGUUCUCUUCCUUGUGUUAAUGGUAUCAACAUAUGUGACUUCCCAUUUUCAUUCAAGAGGGCAGGAACCAGUAGAUGAUCGCAACUUGAUGUUGAAUAUGAUGAAAAGGAAUAUGCUAGCUAGAGGACGACCUAGGCCUGAAACUUUGGACUUAAGCCCAAAUACUCUGGGGCGCGGGAAUAAGCCGCCAACACGCCGCCUUUUACAGCCAGUCGUUAUCAGACCAAAUAUAUACAGACCCACCCAGCCAGGAGUUGGUCAAAACGAUGCGUUCGAAAUGCAAGAGUUUAUGCGGUUACUUCCCUUUCUAUCGAUGACGGAAGCAGGUGAAGGAAUGGCGGAUAUGAUGUUACCCAUGAUGCUCAUGCAAGGCAGUGGACAGUUUUGACCAAUGUAAAAAAUGUUACUGAUUUGUGAAUUUUCAUUGCACAAGGAAUAAGUUAAUAAAUUUUAUUUGUCAA
Magallana angulata is the source of this 613-nucleotide messenger RNA. RefSeq lists its product as uncharacterized. Bases 139 to 540 code for a protein of 133 amino acids. The record is from RefSeq and is a predicted model, not a curated record. The transcript has 5 exons. NCBI's taxonomy places the organism in Eukaryota, Metazoa, Mollusca, Bivalvia, Ostreida, Ostreidae.